UGGGUUAGGGACAGAGCGCCAUCUGUUGACAAUGUGACGUAUAGUCUGAGGAUACUCUUCGCUAUUGAGAUCUGAUUGUAAGCAGCCACCUUCAAAGAGUUAAAGGACUACGUGCAUCACUUCAGAACAAUACUGUAUAGGCCUUCUGAUUGAAAAGUGGAAUUUAUUCUCAUCUCAAAUGGAAAGAUAUAAAUCAGCAUGUCGAACAACACUAACCUCAUGUUUAUUCCAAUUCCCUCUCCUAGACGACCAACAAUGCCAUCCACGACAGGUUAUAUUCGAUCGCUUGGGACAUCAAGGGGAGGAAGUAUGAGCAAGAGUGGGGAUUUUACGUCUCUGAGGACCGAUGAUAAGAGGAAAGAUGGCAAUAGUCCUGUUCGGCCGGCGUUGUGUCUCAAAGAUAUCACGAAAUUCGAUUUGAUGAGUCCAGUUGCAGUACAGCAACUGACCGGAAAUUUCCAAUCUUCCUUUUCCACGAUCACCGGUAAAGAGACGAGGAACAUCAAAAUGUUGAACUUACAAUUGCCAAAGAAUCCUUACGCAACUUUGCCUCGACUAGCACUGACUAAAAGGGAUGAUUGUAGAGACGUGGUACAGACGUCGAGUUUCACGCAUGGACUGACGAGAUCGCAUUCCGAACUGUCGCACUACAGAACGCGCGAUUCGCACCGCGCGUUACUGCAAGACAGACCGCACACCGAGAGCAGGCUUACGCGCAGGGCACAACAUGGUGGACCAGUGUUUUUCUCGAGCAGAGCGAGUACCAUAUCGGAGGAAAGCAGAGCACCUGUUGAUUCCGAAGUGUCGUCAACCUCCGGGGGCAUUAAGGAAACCGAGAAAAUAAACAAUCGUUUGGGAGAAUACCCUUUACAAACCGUUAAAUCGGGUACUUUUAAAGAUCUGGCCCCACUCCGUAGAGCGAAGAUGCGGUCUCAGACCAAACCGACUGCAUUCGGUUCUAAAAGAAUGCGGUCUGGUCAUGCGAACACGGCUGAAAAGGUGGCGAAUCUGGCAAUGAGUGCAUACACAGAGGUACACGCUAACAAUGGUGAAAUAAAUGGUCAGGUUUGGGGAGGAGAGAGUCCGGCGAGGAAUACACCCGAUGGAUCAAGACUAGUUCGUUUUAACACACAAAAUGACGUCUUUGAAUAUAUUCCUGGUCAAUGUUUAAGGUGAAUGAUGGACAAUUCCGUCCAAAAUGUUUAGUAAGGUUUCUUCUCCAAAAUAUUGGUGAUUUUUUUUUAUAAUAAAUAAUAUAGGAUUCGUAUAGCGCACAUGUCCACCUUGUUAGGUGCUCAUGGCGCUCCUAUAGAAGUUCCCAUUUUAGAAGUUUUACCCAGAUGACAUAUCUUUGGAAAUUGUUUACCCAACAGUCAUGACAGUGAUGUAUCUUUUGUUCUCACCGAACACAAAGUGUUUUUCGUAGAGAUGUAGUUGUAAUUCUUCAUUAUUGUCUUCAACUGUGUUCUCUUCAUCAACCCGGUCAGUCAUUAUUCACACAGAAGCCUAACAUGCACAUGUGCACCGAGAUUGUGAGAUAAUUCAGAGCCAGAAAUAAGCGGCAUAAUAAAAACUUGAGUACACAUUAUGAUAGGUGUCGGGUUGAUUAGGCGGGACGAGAAGUUAGAAACCUAAAGGUGUUGAGAACAUACACAAUAAUAAGAUUCCGUAUCUCAUGUUGUCGAUUACAGAAUGCAAGAUGCUGUAUUUCAGAGGCCGUAUUUCGUCAAUUAGACUUGAAUAGAACAGAAAAUAACAAAAUUCCCCAUCUCCUCGUGUCAACUUGGUGUUGACUAAAUGACAAGAAUAUAAGAUGUGAUUUCUACUCCUACUCAAGUCGACAUCAUGGGAACAAGAAUUUUAAAAAAUGACUAGAUGAUGAACCUUCUCAAGUUUAAAGGUAUUGUUUAACUUUGUGAGCAGCCGAUUUAAAAAAUUCUCAAACCAAGAUGAAACAUGUGUACAAGUGCAUGUAUUAGAACUAAUAAACCCUGAAAACAACCAUUAUUGAGAAUGAAAAGCUAAAACUACAAAGCAAACCCCGAUUUUGUUAAUGGGUGUCUAAUAGACGCCUAAAUGGUACACAUAAGUGUAUGGGAUGAAAUUAAGAUGGUGUUUUCGGUCACUUUAUAUUUCAAUUUUUGGAGCACUAAAUAAUUAUUUUCCAACGCAAUUUUUUUCUGGGCUUCAUUUUUGUAACAUAUCACAGACACAGGUGACAAGUGUGACAUUCUAGCUCAGAUUUUUUAAAAGUCAAAACAAUGUUAACCAAUCACUUUAAUUUAUGAAGUAUUAGUACACGAGAUAAAAAUCAGAUGAUAAAAUGUCGUAUCCCCUCAUAUCGAUUUGAUGAUGAAUUAAGUAUGAGAUGACAACGUCUCUCGUCUUGUUGAGUCGAUAUGAUGGAAAGUGCGCUAUACAAAUCUCAUGUAUUAUUAUUAUCUAUUAAAACAAGAAUCCAAGAUGCUGUAUCUCGCCAAGUCGAUUGGAAGAAGACGAGAGGGUGGGAUACCACAUCUCCUUAAGAUGACUUGAUGUUGACGAUUACGAUAGGUCGAGUCGAAGACAAACCGUAUGUCGACGAAUCGAUUCCAUGACAAAAAGACGAAACGACUGGCAGGGGGACUGGAUGAAGUGCUCCCUAAUCAGAAAUUUUAACUUAGUCAUUAAAGUGCUAAAUAUUCAAUUAGAAAUUAAGGAGAUAAAUUAUGCCAGUUUUUCGAAC
Messenger RNA from Lytechinus pictus (painted urchin), 2725 nucleotides. RefSeq lists its product as uncharacterized. Lineage: Eukaryota; Metazoa; Echinodermata; Echinoidea; Temnopleuroida; Toxopneustidae. The coding region runs from base 199 to 1176 and encodes 325 amino acids. The record is from RefSeq and is a predicted model, not a curated record. The transcript has a single exon.